GAAUUUUUCGUAUUUAUGACAUUAAUUGACUUUUCAUGUGAUAAAAUUCAAGUAUAAAAACUCGAGAAAAAAAUUCUCUUGAAAUUUUAAUUUUGCUUUUUGAAUUUUGAAAUAAUUUAAAGUAUCUAUUAUUCAAAAUGAACAAAAUUAUUGGUAUCACCCUUUUUCUUUUCUUCAUUUUUUCAUCUUAUAUCUCGGCAGUUCCAAAUCCUAUGAUAAAACGUCAGGGGGACGGUAGCGAUCCAUUAAGUGGUUUCAAACCUUGUAAUGGAACUACUUAUCCAAUUACUUUUACGAAGUUCAGUUUCGACCCAAAUCCGAUCGUAAUAGGACAGACCUUAACUACGACAGUGGCCGGUACAAGCAAUGAAGAAAUAAAAGAAGGCGCAAUUCAAACAACAUCAGCAUUUUCUAACGGACAAUUAGUAUUUAACCAACAAACUGAUUAUUGUAAAGUGUCAGUUGAACCAACCGGAGCAAAAUGUCCACUUCCACCUGGAGAUUUUGAUGCUUCUAUAACAUCCGUUCCCGCGGCUAGUUCCAAUGAUCCUUCAGGCACUACUUUAUCAUUUGAUGUUGUAUUUAAAAUUAUUAAUCCUGAUAAUACCGAAUUGACAUGCAUGGAAGGACCAUUUAGUAUUACUUUCCCUCCAAAAUAAUUGACGAUAUGAUGUAAUUUAUAAACAUUUUAUUAUCCGAUAUUUAUAGAAUAAUUAUCCGAUGAUCUAAUAUUAUAAAUAUAUAUUAUACACACAAUUAAUUUCUUUUUUUUCACUUUAUUAUUGUUAUGAAAUAUGAGUAGCAAAUUAUUUUAUGACAAUGAAAUUAUUUUUAGUAUUAUAAUUAUUUUUAAAUAAAGUUGUC
Rhizophagus irregularis DAOM 181602=DAOM 197198 is the source of this 864-nucleotide messenger RNA. The record is from RefSeq and is a predicted model, not a curated record. NCBI's taxonomy places the organism in Eukaryota, Fungi, Glomeromycota, Glomeromycetes, Glomerales, Glomeraceae.